UAUACUUAAUAUGUAUAUAGAAGACUAUCAUUUCAUAAUCCUUUGUGAAAAAUGAACAGUUUCACUACGCAUUACUUCAUAAAUAUAGGAAAGCAAAUAUGAGUCUUACAACAAGCAAACCCUUGUGGGCAGUGCAGACAAUGACUUCCGGUUUCGUAUCAAUAACAGGAAUUUGGUUGAAAUGUCAACAGAAACUGCUAUUUCGAUUUUUUCCGUUGAAUGAAUAAGGGUUUGUGGCUACAUUUGCAUCACACAGAGUGCUAAAUUACUUAAACCGAGGAAGGAGUAAGUUCAGUAAAGAACGUUACGAUGGAGUCUUGAUGCAAGUGCCCCGGUGGAAGCCUUCAGAAUGACUGUCAAAGCGGAGACGAUGUUUUGCUGAAUAUCUGUUUUUAACUGAACAGAAUCUGCAGAUCUUCAAGAUGAAGAAUAACUAUGAAUCAGUUCGUGUCAUGGACAUGGACACCUCGGGGGGUCUGUACCCGUCCUGCCAGGGGCUUCAUGGGUCAAAACGCAGCAGCUGGAAAUGGAAGCUGCAACUUAUCAACCUAUGUGGAAUUAUCUACUUUUUCUUUUACUCUACCACUGCUCUAGUAGUAGGAAUAACUGUUGCCCUACCUGAGCUGUACAAAGACAAACCAGAUGUGCUUUUCUACCGGGUUUUAGCAGGCUGGUAUAUAUUUGCCAUGCUUGUAGUCAAUCAUAUUUGCAUCAUUCGUAGUUACAAGAGGUCUGUGGUGAACUCAUCAACAUGCACAGCUCUUUUAAACCAGACUGAAACAAGUGCAGAGGAGAAACGUUGGAAACAAUGCUUCACAUGUAACCAGCUAGUCCCACCACGAGCCAAACACUGCCCACUCUGUGACCGAUGUGUUCUCAAAAGGGAUCAUCACUGCUUCUUUGCCGGAUGCUGUAUUGGCUUCCACAACCAGCGUUACUUUAUUGUGUUCUGUUUGUAUGGAACCCUUGGUGCUCUCUACAGUUUGUGCAUUGCCAUUGGGUACCUUGAAGUUCACUAUGCCAAGCUAUCAUCCCAGGAAUUUUACAAUUAUUUGUUACCAUGGUUGUUAUGGAGAUGGUUUAUUAGUGAUAUUACCAUAGCAACCGUAUCUAUGGUUGUUUACAGCUACUGCUGUGUUGCAACCAUGGCAGCAUGUGCACAUUACUUUCUGUGGCAGUGCAUGCUCUUGUACACCGGUCAGAGUUCAUAUGAAUAUGUGAAAGGUAUCAAGCUUUAUAAAAGGCCGCUCUUUGAAAACAUAUCAUCAGUAUUUGGACCCAUGUGGUUGCUGAAUUUCAUUUUUCCAAUGCCUUUCCGUAACUCUGGAAAUGGAAUAGAAUGGUAUGUAAAUUUAGAUAUGAAAGAGAGGUAAUUAUUAUAUGUUUCCACCUUCGUCAUGAUGUUUGACCUAAUUGAUACAAGGUUGUUUGUGAUCACAUUUCCAUGGUUGAAGUAAUAACAGUGUGUUAUAAAUUAGGGUGAGUGAGCCAGUGAGUUAGUUUUUUAUGCCGCUUUUAGCAAUAUUCCAUCAAUAUCAUGGCGGGGGACACCAGAAAUGGGCUUCAGACAUUGUACCCAUGUGGAUAUUCAAACCUGGGCCUUCAGCAUGAUGAGUGAAGGCUUUAAGCACUCGCAUACUCUAGAAAUAAGGUGGGGAUGAAGGGUAUCUUGAAGUGUACUGUAGGAACACAUGGAUCUUCAGACUCCUUAAGCAUGCUUAACUUCAGGGUUAGGGUUAUAAAGGACACUAUAUUUACAUGCAAAAUUUCGAGCAUUGUUAAAGCUUAAAGUAUGAUUGUCAUUGAUUCAUUUUAGCUCUUGUACUUACAGGCUUUGUCAACCAGUUAUCCAUUUCGGACACAAAACACAACAUAAACAUACUCUCUUUGAGUGACAUUUUUAGAAGUUGGAGUGUCAGAUAAGGACAAACGUUAUGGAUAAACAGCUUUUUUAUUCUGGUGGUGCAAGGUUUUGAUACAGAUUCUGAUUCUUGUAUCAUUGUCAAGCAGGUGGUGUGACGUUUUGAUACAGAAACAGGUAUCGGUUUCGAGCAGGUAUACUAGAAUCUUUAUUGAAAUGCGCACCACCUGAAUAAAGAAGUUGUUCAUCCAUAAGUUGGUCCUUAUACAACAUAAACAUGAUAAAUAUAACUGAUUCUUUGGGAAAAAUGUAGUGCAAUUCACUCACCUAUUUAGUUCGUUUAAUAUGUGUAACAGUAACUCUUUGUGUGUCGUAAUAUGUUUAAAAAGCAUCAUGCUGAAAGAUGUAAAAAGAUUGUACUUGCUGUGACCCUGUCUGACACUUAGCACUUGUUAAAACAAGUGCUGGUCGCCUUGAAGUCAGUAUGCUGAGCAGGGUAUCUUAGUGGGAUAUCUUAGUGAUUUUAGUUCAAACCAGUACAAGCAGUUACACACAUGCAUGAAACCAAGCACCUUGAGUAACUUCAUUUUUGGUGAGUUAGCUCCCUUUGGCCAUUUGUUUGUUAUCUUAUUUUCUGUUUUCAGGUUUGUUCUCUACAUUUCUUACUGAACACCUGACAUCAAUCAUGACUGAACACCCCAAACUUUUGCCAUAGCCAUUGUCUCAUAGGUACCGGUAGUUGUCUCACUUUGUUUGAAGACAUGCAUGUCGUACAGGGACAUAUACAUAUGGCGUAUAUGUAACUGGGCAUGACACAAUGGAGAAUUGUAUUUAUUUGGUAUCAUACAGAUUGUUUUCCUGCUUUAAUUUUGUCUAUUAUUUAUGAACAUUAAAUAUAUAUAUUAACAAUAUUAACCAUGUUUAUUGAUAUAUCAAAGUUUUCCUUUGAAAGGAUUUCACAAUAUUGUGCUAAUAACACUAUGUGUGUGUAACUUGUUCAAGUUGUCUGGUGCGUUGCACAAUCAUAAUAUGCACAGUUGUCUGUUGCAUGUGAUUAUCAUAAUUUGUGUGAAUGCUAGUGAACACAUACAAUAAUACCCAUUCACCAGUCAAGUUAAAACUAGUUCUGAGCCGAGCCGAAAUAUGAUGGCUUGCAUUGAUGGAAUUAGUCCCUGAUUAUUGCUGCUAACCUCAUUUCCUCUGAGGCCCACUCACUUCUGCCAGCAAUGAUGGAGUGCCUGGUUCCCUACGGAGUGGAAGACUGCCACUUGGUGG
Molecule: messenger RNA, 3136 nt
Organism: Haliotis rubra (blacklip abalone)
Lineage: Eukaryota; Metazoa; Mollusca; Gastropoda; Lepetellida; Haliotidae
Product: palmitoyltransferase ZDHHC22-like
Exons: 2
Coding region: 423-1373 (316 amino acids)
Molecular function (GO): palmitoyltransferase activity
Source: RefSeq, a predicted model, not a curated record